GAGUAAAUGUUUUAUUUUAGCCGUUGUCAGAUCUUAAACAACUCACUGUUAUCCCCUUCUUCUCUUUCCCCCAAAUUCAAAUUUCCUUCUAACCAGCACCAAACUCAGAUUAAACUCAUCUGGAGUAUAAUUAUGACAGCCUAGUUUAUAUAUACCCCACUGCAAUUAUAUAUAAACUAUUAAACUAUAGUAAUUGUAGUUUAGGAUUUCGCUUUUAAUAUUAAUUAGUCUCGUAUUAAUCUCCCUCUCCCUUUCACUGUUACCUAGAACGUCUCUUGAUUAGCUUAAACCACUUGCUCUCUUUUCCCCCAAAUCUCAAGACGCACAGCUCGCCACAUAGCUCUUUCAUUACAUAAUCAUAGAUUUUGAGUUUAUUCGGUUUGAUUUUUAUUUCGUUUGAUUUUAAUUAGAGUUUUAAUCUUAAGCUUCUCGUCGAUUCACUUUGCACAUUGGUGACUCUCUGACAGAGGAUGAUUGAGCUGAGUUUUCAUUCUGUAGCGUUUUAUAUGUGUGUAUAGAGACGAGAGAGAGAGAGAGAGAGAGAGAGAGAGAGAGAGCCAGAGCGAGAGAGAGAGACAGAGAGAGAUGUUGUCUGUUUCGCCAUCAAUGUUAAUGAGGAGUUCAUUAGAAGAAAUGUUGGAUUCGCUGAGGCAAAGAGACGAGGAAGAGAGGCCGAAGGACUUGCCGCCGGCGUUACCUGCACGGCCGACUUCUAAGGCUCGCCGGCCGUCAGCGAAGCGUCCGUUGCCCGCUAAAUUUGAGAAUAACUCGGAGGAUUUAAUUUGCGGUGGUAAAAGACAGGAGGUUAAACAUUCCAGAACUGGGAGUUUUGGUGGUAAAAAGUUGAAGGAAGGUGAUGGGGAUGAGUCGCCUUAUGAAGUUUCUCCGGCAUUGGUAGAUAAGCAAUCGGUGGCGUCUUCUUCUUUGUUGCCGAGGUUUUUGAACUCUGACUUGAAUGAUAAUUUCGGUUAUUUUAUUAAAAAGAAACUUCGAGUUUGGUGUCAGCUUCAAAACGGACACUGGGAGUCGGGACAGAUACAGUCUAUAUCAAGCGAUACGGCCAGUGUUUUACUCUUGAAUGGAAGUGUGGUGACGGUGUCCGCGGAGGAUUUGUUACCUGCAAAUCCAGAUGUCCUCGAGGGCGUGGAUGAUCUUAUAGAGCUUAGUUAUUUAAAUGAGCCAUCAGUUCUUCAUAACCUUCAGUACAGAUAUUCUCACGAUUUGAUAUAUAGCAUGUCUGGGCCUGUUCUGAUAGCAACCAAUCCAUUCAAAAAGGUUGAACUUUAUGGAAAUGACUAUGUCACGGCUUACAGGCAAAAGCUUUUGGACAGCCCUCAUGUUUACUCUGUGGCUGACACUGCCUAUAACGAGAUGAUGAGAGAUGGAGUAAAUCAAGCAAUAAUAAUAAGUGGGGAAAGUGGUUCUGGGAAAACUGAAACAGCCAAUUUCGCAAUGCAAUAUUUGGGAGCUAUUGGUGGUGUUAAUGAUAGAAUAGAACUUCAAUUGAUACAGACAAGCCAUGUACUGGAAGCAUUUGGGAAUGCAAAAACAUCUCUGAAUGACAACUCAAGCCGAUUUGGGAAAUUGAUAACAAUCUAUUUUAAUGCUGUGGGGAAUAUAUGUGGUGCUCAAAUCGAGACUUUUCUUCUGGAAAAGUCAAGAGUUGUUCAUCUGGCCCGUGGAGAGCGGUCGUAUCAUGUUUUUUACCAGCUUUGUGCUGGGGCUCCAUCUGCCCUUAAAGAGAAGCUGAAUUUGAAAGCAGCAAGUGAAUACAACUAUCUUAAUCAGAAUGGUUGCUUAGGAGCUGAUAAUGUCGAUAAUGCUCAGAAGUUUCAAAUACUACUGGAAGCUCUAAAUGCGUUUAGUAUGUCCAAAGAGGAUCAAGAGCAUGUCUUUCAAGUGGUGGCUGCAGUACUGUGGCUGGGAAACAUUUCAUUUCAAGUCAUUGACAGUGAAGAUCACGUGAAAAUUGUUGCUGAUGAAGCAUUAGCAACGGCCAGUAGCUUACUUGGGUGCCGUUCUGAGGACCUCAUGUUAGUUCUGUCUAUCAAUAGAAUCCAGACUAGCAAGGAUAUUGCCGCUAAAAGCUUGACAUUGCAGCAGGCGAUCGAAAAAAGAGAUGCAUUGGCGAAAUUUCUAUAUGCAAGCUUAUUUAACUGGCUUGUAGACAAGAUCAAUGGAUCGAUUGAGAAGGGUGAACGACAAGCUGGGAGAUCCAUAAGCAUUCUGGAUGUAUAUGGAUUUGAGUCAUUUCAGAGGAAUAGCCUCGAACAGUUAUUUAUAAACUAUGCGAGUGAGAGGCUGCAUCAGCAUUUCAUUCGUCAUCUUCUCAAACUUCAACAAGAGGAGUAUGAUUUAGAUGGGAUUGACUGGACAAAAGUUGAAUAUAGAGACAACAAGGAUUGCUUGGAUCUUUUUGAGAAGAGGCAGACAGGGUUAAUAUCUUUAUUGGACGAGGAGUCGAAUCUUACUAAGACAAGUAGUCUGACCUUCGCCGAAAAGAUUAAUCAGCAUUGUAAAACCAACCCUUGCUUUAAUAGAGAACAGGGUGGAGCGUUCACUAUUUGCCAUUAUGCUGGAGAAGUUCAAUAUAACACCAGUGGUUUCUUGGAAAAGAACAGAGAUUCUUUGCACUCGGAUUCUAUUGAACUCCUCUUUUCAUGCAGCAGUCAACUGCCUCAGUUGUUUGCUUCCAAUAAUGCAGAUCAGGCAUCUGUAUUUCAUCAGCAAAGUCUUGGCACAAAGUUGAAAGCUCAUCUGUUCAUGCUGAUGCAACAAUUGGAGAACUCUACACCACAUUUUAUUCUGUGCAUAAAACCCAACUCUGGACAGAUCCCUGGUAUAUAUGAAAAGGAACUUGUCCUGAAGCAGCUACGUUGCUGUGAGAUUCUGCAGGUAGUUAAAAUAUCAAGAUCUGGAUAUCCUACUCGAAUCACACAUCAAGAAUUUGCAGAAAGGUAUGGCAUCCUUUCCAAGUUUGGUUUCAGUCAGGAUCCACUAAGUGCAUCAGUCUCUGUUCUGCAGCAGUUUGGUAUUCAGCACGAAAUGUAUCAAGUUGGUUAUACAAAAUUAUAUUUCAGAGCAGGACAGAAUGACGCAUUAGAGGAAGCAAGAAAACAAGUUUUGCAAGGCACACUUGAGGUGCAGAGAUGCUUUCGUUGUCAUCAGGCUCGUCGCUACUUCCAUGAACUGAAGAGAGGGGUGAUAUCACUUCAAUCAUUUAUUCGUGCUACGACUGCCCGGAGGAAGUACAAUUAUCUCAUUAAUUUGAGGAAACAGGCUGUUCAGCAAACACUUGAUGAGAAACAAAGGGCUGUUCUACGAUUACAAGCUGCAAUACGUGGCUGGCUGGUUCGUAAAGAAUCAAAAAAAUUGCUUAAAGUGAAAAAGUCUAGUCAAGAACACACAGGUUCUAGUCACAAUCUGAGCAGGAGGAUUUCUGAUGUAAAGAAGGAGAUGCCUGAAGAAAAUAUCCAGAUCCUGCCUUUAGCCAUGGAUGAGCUUCAAAGGCGUGUUUUAAUGGCAGAAACAACCCUUGAGAAAAAAGAACAGGAAAAUGCAGUACUGCGGGAUCAAGUUCAGCAAUAUGAGGCUAGGUGGGCAGAAUAUGAAGUCAAAAUGAAAUUAAUGGAGGAUAUGUGGCAAAAGCAGACAACCUCUUUGCAAAUGAGCCUGGCUGCAGUUAAGAAAAGUCUUGCCGACAGUACCUCUGUCCAUUGUGAAGGGCAAGAGGGUUCACCAUCACCUCAGUAUUAUGAUUCUGAUGAUAAACAUUCCUUGGAAACUCACACCCCUGACGAUACUCCAAUCAAAUUAACUAGCUCUAUUUCAGAGUUUGGAGCAGGGCGGCAAGCUAAUGGUAAUAGAAAUGCAGUUAGUCACCUGAUAAAGGAGUUUGAGCAACGAAAACAGACCUUUGAUGACGAGGCCAAAGCCAUUAUCGAGAUUAAAUCAGGGCAUCCAACUUCUGGGAACCCUGAUGAAGAACUCCGGAGUCUGAAAAACAAGUUUGAAGGUUGGAUGAAAGACUAUAAAGCUCGGUUACGAGAGGCGAAGACAAAGAUUCAGAAGCUGCCAUCUGCUGAAAGACGUCGUCGCAACUUAUGGUGUGGAGGAAUUAGUAAAUGGUAGUGAAAUUAGAUUGUGUCCCAAGAGCACAGCUUUUUUGUUGGACGAAAUCUAUCACCUCACCUCUGUUGUGAGAUGGCUGAUGGAGCUUUUCAUAUAAUUCUUUCCUACUCAUGAAGUAGAUUCUUUCCAUCUUGGAUGAGGAUUAGAGAUUAAAAGCCUCUUGCUUUGUCGGGUUGUCCCAAACAAAGUGCUUUUGUUAAUAGUUAUGUUAUUAUUAAUGUAAUACCACCACAGCUGUUGUAUCUAGUAAAUAGAGCUGAGGUACAGAGGAGAAUUAUCUAAUAUGGACUUGUAUGGGUACAUAAUUGGAUUUUAUAUGGAAUUAUUACAAUUAAA
Molecule: messenger RNA, 4467 nt
Organism: Daucus carota subsp. sativus
Lineage: Eukaryota; Viridiplantae; Streptophyta; Magnoliopsida; Apiales; Apiaceae
Product: myosin-2
Exons: 24
Coding region: 586-4131 (1181 amino acids)
Biological process (GO): vesicle transport along actin filament; actin filament organization
Cellular component (GO): actin cytoskeleton; vesicle; cytoplasm
Molecular function (GO): microfilament motor activity; ATP binding; actin filament binding
Source: RefSeq, a predicted model, not a curated record